GCUAGUAUAAGAAAAGAAAUCCUGCCUAGAUUAUAUCCUUACUUGAUCGAUACUAUCAUGGCACCAUUGAUAGUGCCCCAAAUGUUCAGGCACAGCCGGAGAGACCGACCAUGGUAAAAAAGGGGAGACGGCGGAUGUGAUCGUCAGUCCCUCAGGAACCAUCUCCCGCUCACAUGCUCACACGAACAACCCUCCAACUUCCUUCACGGUCCCUCUCCCCUCAUGCACCCUGACAGCCAAACUAAGCCUGCGAUUUUCCUCGCCUACUGCUAGGUCAUGGAACGAUCCGUCGGAUCCGAUGCUCAUAACCCCCCGAACGUAUUCCGCAUCGCAGACUCCCGACCAAGCAGCGGCUGAUAGCCGCACCGAGGGCGCGCCUCGUUUCUAUACCCUCGCUGGUUGGCGUCAGAGUCCUGUGGAAGAUAAUCCAACUGCAGAUAUGCUGUUGGUUCAUCAGACCGGAAGUGUACGAGUAGGGGAGAUUAUUCGAUAUACCUUUACCUAUACCCCUGCAGCCGAUCCAAUCUUACCCAUCCCUUCCGAGCUUCAUGUGAGAGUGAAGAAUACCUCCGCGAUCCCCCUCCGCGCCGCCUAUCUUCACGGCCCAUACACCUUAUAUGCUGCCUGCUAUCCCUCCACAUUCGACCCCAAUGCCAAAUAUGACCAUCAGAUUACCGAAGGCGUCCCGCAAUUCGAGCCGUACCUCAAAGCGGGCGGCAACUGGGACGCGACCAUCAAGAUGCCGGCGCGCUUCGGGGACUCGCACAAUCUGGCCGUGGGACACCUGGAGGCGGAGAGUGAUCGGACUUUGACCUGGGUGAUUGAAAUUGUGUCUCAGGUCAUCUUUUCAAGCAGUGCUGCGGUUCAUUUCGAGUUGCUGGUUGCUCGUGAUGCAAAAUCCAUCGAAUACUUUUCCGCCGGGGGCUCGGCGACCACUGGUCUUGGUCCCCCUGGCAAAUUACAGGACCACUGGCCUGUGGGGGGCACAAGGGGGCAAUCCGUCAUUGCUACGAAGGGCGUAUACUCGAAAUCCACGUCACUUCGUGUCGACGAUACGAGCAGCUUGUGGAAUAGCCCGCCACUGCCAUCGUGGAUUUCUGAAGCGGCAGACACCACACCCCAACGAACGGACUGCAUGUCCCAGGACGCUUCACCCGAGGCAACGAGUAGUACGGCCAAGGCGAAGGCAAGGAAGAAAAGAAAGGUUCAUCUGGUGGUAAUUACCCAUGGGUUGCAUAGUAAUCUGGGUGCAGACAUGCUCUACCUGAAGGAAAGCAUCGACGCUGCGGCUGCGGCAAAAAAGAAGGCCCGCUUUGAAGAUAGCAUGAAGAGCGAAGAUAGCGCCGAAAACGAUGAAAAUGACGACGAUGACGAAGAAGUUAUCGUUCGAGGAUUCUCUGGCAACGCCGUUCGCACCGAGAGGGGCAUUCAGUAUCUCGGCAAGCGUCUUGCCAAGUAUGUUCUAUUGAUGACAUACCCAGAUCAGCCGUACUAUCCUCUGAAAACCGGCAAAGCAAAGUCCUUCCCUCGCCCUUUCAGUCCUCGCAAAGAACAGGCUCAACCCUCUCACGAGCCCCUGUCAACCUCGGCGAAUCACGAGAAUGCCACAGACGGCGAUGACCAUGCCUACCAAAUCACUAGCAUCAGCUUCAUCGGGCAUUCCCUUGGCGGUCUGAUCCAAACGUAUGCCAUCGCAUACAUACAAAAGCAUUCUCCGGAGUUUUUCGACCGAAUUCAACCAGUCAAUUUCAUUGCCCUCGCGUCUCCUUUCCUGGGCCUCAGUAAUGAGAAUCCCCUGUACGUGCGGUUUGCCCUAGAUCUAGGCUUGGUCGGACGGACAGGGCAAGAUCUUGGACUGAGCUGGACAUCACCAAAAGUCCGCACUGGCUGGGGUGCUAUCAUUGGCGGCCGAGGAGACUCGGCCAAGGACCAAAGCCAUCCAGACCCCGGUUCAAAACCGCUACUGCGGAUCUUACCCUGUGGCCCAGCACACGAGGUGCUUCGAAAGUUCCAUCAUCGAACUGUGUACUCCAAUGUGGUUAACGAUGGGAUUGUUCCCCUUCGCACGUCGUGUCUUCUUUUCCUUGAUUGGCGAGGUUUGGACCGAGUCGAGAAAGCGAGAAGAGACAACGGUAUCGUCGGCAAAAUGGCUGAAUGGGGCUGGGCUGAAUUGACAGGUGCUAAUUCCAAGUCUCCACGACUGGCUCGCCCUGAUGAAGUUCCACGCUUGGGCGAAGGUCAGGAUGGACCCAAGGACGGAUCUGCCGGUCUCACGGAGGAAGCACAGCGCUUGCAAGAGGAGGAAGACCUUACACGCACUGAAGAGACAUCCUCACCAGCCCCGGAGCAAUUCAUUGCUAGGCGAAAGUCCUCUCUACAUGCCAGUAGCGUGGGAACGGAGUCAGGACAUAAAGAUGGCUCAGACAAUAACUCGGGCCCUUUGAGCACCCUCCUCGCCUUCUUCCGCCCCAAGGAGCCAAAGCAACACCAUCCCAGUGGCAAGCAUGCUAAAAUCUACAAGCGCAGCCAAACCAUCGCCUCGUUCGACCCCAACGAGUCACCCGCACCGACGGUUCGUGGGAAUUCUCUGUAUGAAGAGGACAUGGGAGUCAAUACACCUCCCAAGACCACUUUUUUCGAGUCAGCUGGAGAUUUGUUGAUGCCACCGUUACCCCCUACUGACUUCAUUUUGGAUCCUGCUGCCCGGCCUCGAACCAUCUUCCAUGAUCGUAUCUAUCACCCAGAAGAUAUUCCGGCUCCAUUGCCAGUCAAGCGACGGACCUUGACAUUCGCCUCAUUACAACCCAAGCAUGCAAAGACUGCGCCUCCCCAAGCAACACAAUUACCUUCCAGUUCAACCUCCAAUGCCAAGAUCAGCGAAAGUGGGCUUAAGGUCGAGGAGAAAAUCGCUAGAGCGUACCACCGCGAUCUGACAUGGCGCAAGGUCCUUGUUCGCCUCGAGCCCGACGCACAUAAUAACAUCAUCGUUCGUCGCAUGUUCACCAACGCCUAUGGAUGGCCGGUCGUCAAGCACCUCGUUGACACACACUUUGGCCAUUCCCCCAAUGUUGAGGUCGAUGAUACCUUAAAAUACACUGGCGAGCGGGCCAAGGCGUUGAAUGUUGGACCUACCAGCUCCGGCGACGAAGUGGAAGGCCAGUCUGAUACCGCCGAUGGGGCUUCGACCGCCGAGCACGAACGUGCCGGACCAGAUCACACACAUGGGCCUGCCGUGAGCCCUUCUUGCUCGGAAGGAUCCCUCCAGCUACAUGACCUAGCUGAUGCAUUACCCGUUGAGAGUGAACCCCAUGAGACGGCGAGCACCCAUACCCGAUCCCAGUCUCACUAUACCGAUGUUUCUCGACAGGAUUCGGCGCGUUGGACGGAUCGUCAGGUAGAUGAAGAUGACGAUCGUGAAUCCGGAUUGGACGUGGAAGGGCAUACCGAGUUUCGAUGGUCUCCAGCUCCACACUCUCCUGCUUGAACGAUCCACUUGGAAAUACUUGCAACCAUCGGAAUUGUACAUAAUCAUUCACCUUCCUGAAUACCCUGUAAUUAAUCUACUUCUAUUUUGAUUUGACCUUCUCUAUCCAGGUCAGUCUCCAUAUCCUUUUACAGAUUCUCCAUCGGCAUCAAAAAAGUCUUGUUAAUACUCCAAUCUGCCUUGGACAAAGCUCCAGAACUCCUCUACCAGCUCCUUCUGGCCAGCUUGCGGUGCUCCUCGUAUAGCCAAGUAUUUCCGACCAUCCAGAGUGGUCUCCCAACCUCCAGGGUUACCAUCCACCAUCAUACCUCCCGCCUCGGUCAAGAUCACCCAGGCCGCACAAACAUCCCACGCCCAGCACCCACCUUCCCAGUAAAGAUCCAUCGUACCCUCCGCCACGGCACACGUAUUAAGCGCCGCAGACCCCAGACUCCGGAACGAGCGAACCAUUGCACCACCAUCCUCCUUUGACUGACCCAGCUUCUCAAAAGUGCGCACCUUUGUCUCCCAAUUAGGUCCAGUACGGUCUGAGCCCCAUUCAAUGCUAACCAGCGCAUUGGGAAGCCCGGACAGAGGCUCGACGUUGUCACCCUUCAGGGGUAGACGAGUCUCCUGGUUGCGGAACGCACCCUGGCCUUGAAUGGCCGACCACAGGGUUUUGGUAAAGGGGUUGUAGACUACGCCUACAGUAGGGACUCGGCCAAUGGCGAAACCGAGUGACACGCAGGCAUAGGGGAAACUAUGCACAAAGUUGACCGUGCCGUCGAUCGGGUCCACGACGAAGGUCGGAGCAUCCGUUAUGGGACUCGCAGGGUCGUAGGUUUCUUCGCCGUGGAAUCUGGA
This is a messenger RNA of Penicillium brasilianum, 4327 nucleotides long. The record is from the annotation of a GenBank genome assembly. Lineage: Eukaryota; Fungi; Ascomycota; Eurotiomycetes; Eurotiales; Aspergillaceae.